AAUCUUAAGAAUUCAAAAGAGGUUUGGAAACAGGUUCGGAACGCCGUUAGUAGCACAUAAUUCGAAUUGACGAUAUCGUUUUGAGUUUCCCUCCCUCCUUUGAAUCGCGACACACAGCGAAUGGAAGAUACCGCCGUCUUCCACGACUCCGAUUUACAGCCUCCCGGCGCCAUUUCUCAAACUGGAGGUCAGAAAGCCAAAAGAGGAUUAUUUUCGAAGGAAGGUUCUGUUUCUGUGGGAGCUGCUCAGAAGAAAAUUCUGGCUGACAUAACCAACAUGGACCAACAUCUACAGCCAAAGCACCAACCUGUACCACCACUUCCUCCACCUGCAACUGAUGUCUCUGUUGACCUGAUUCUCAAGGAAAACGCAACGAUGAGGAAGCUCCUAGCUCAUAGAAAUGCGGUAAUAGAAUCGUACAAACUAGAGCAUCAAAAGUAUCGAACCAAUUUUCAGAAACUUCGGAAGCAAAAUUCAGAACUUGCACUUGCAAAUACUCAAAUGAUGCGGGAGAUUAAUACAAGUAGACAGAUGGUGAGGGAACUUCAACUUGAAUUAGUAGGCAAAAGUGCUACUCUCAAUACUUUGAGAUUAAAAUUGAUGGAAAAUGAUCACAAAGCAAAACUGAAUAAUGACAUUGAUGCAUAUGAGUCAGAUCUAAAGUUUAAAAAAGAUAAGAAGGGGGAAGCGAAAAGGAAGAGAGUAUCCAGAUGUCAAUCUUCUGCAGCUGAUGUUGUUAAACAAUCCAAAUCAAUAGAAAAGGUUGACACUCAGAGGCAUUCUGCAAGACGGAACACUGCAGGGUUUAAAGCCGGAAAAUCAGGACCAAUAGAAGACUUGCAUGAAAUAAAAUAUGAUGCCUCGCAACCACUAGAAAAUCUGGCAAAUGAGAAUGGAUCAACAUCUUUAGGAUCCAAUGAUAUAGUGAGACAAGAUACUGAAUGCUUGGAAACUACUAACACUCAACAAGUUCUUGUCAAAAGGAAUAUUGAAAAUAAGAGGCAUAGUUUGAGAAGGCAAUCUGCCCUGUUCAAACAUGGGAAUCCAGAACCAGCUGAAGACUUCUUUGAUAUAGACGAUCCAAAAUUUGAAGUCUCCAAUUUAUGUGAUAACUUCUCAGAAAGUCUUCCUACAGCAUCAGAUCACACUUCAGAAAACUGUGCACUUGACCCUCAUGAAAGAAGAUCAUCUAUUAGCCGGCCUUUGCGUCGAUCAGCUCUGAAGGUUGUUUCCUACAAGGAGGUUCCACUUAAUGUGAAGAUGCGUAGAGAUAGUUGAGUCAGUUUCCUAUAAAGUUUUGACUGUAUUGUCAAUUGUAGAGAAGAAUGAAAUGGAAAUCCAAAAAGCCUGAUGAUAUGUCCUACUUCCCUGAUGCCACAGUGCAUGGUGGUAGAGAUUAUUUUGAUUUGUUGAAUAGUUUAUUGUUUAGGACUCUGCACAUUUGAAACUGAUGUUCUAUUAUAGGCAAUUUUAGAUGAUAAUAUUUGAUCCA
Molecule: messenger RNA, 1492 nt
Organism: Lathyrus oleraceus (garden pea)
Lineage: Eukaryota; Viridiplantae; Streptophyta; Magnoliopsida; Fabales; Fabaceae
Product: shugoshin-1
Exons: 12
Coding region: 121-1278 (385 amino acids)
Biological process (GO): meiotic sister chromatid segregation; maintenance of meiotic sister chromatid cohesion
Cellular component (GO): chromosome, centromeric region; nucleus
Source: RefSeq, a predicted model, not a curated record